Molecule: messenger RNA, 1321 nt
Organism: Rhinichthys klamathensis goyatoka
Lineage: Eukaryota; Metazoa; Chordata; Actinopteri; Cypriniformes; Leuciscidae
Gene: synpra
Product: synaptoporin a
Exons: 7
Coding region: 212-1078 (288 amino acids)
Cellular component (GO): synaptic vesicle membrane; synaptic vesicle
Source: RefSeq, a predicted model, not a curated record
UUUUUUGUUGUGGAGGAGUAAUUAAAACCGGCUCUCGGCUCUUUUCGUUUCGAGAAACGAUUAAUGCCGAAGUCACUCGGCACUCUCCGUAUGGAGGCGCGAUUACAGCCGAUUCCCUGCUCUGCGCUCGCGACUCUGGCACAUCACUCAUUAAGCGUUGUUUUGGUCUCGACCUAUCCUACUUACAAGCGCUUUUCUCUCCAACAAGAAAAUGGAUACCGCUAACCAGAUUGUGACACUUGGGACAUUCCAAGUUCUUAAAUUACCUCUGGGAUUCAUCCGCGUUCUGGAAUGGCUUUUUGCCAUCUUUGCAUUUGCAACAUGUGGAGGUUACUCUGGGCAACUGCGGGUUAGUGUGGACUGCAUCAACAAGUCCGACAGCAACCUCAGUAUUGGCAUCAACUUUGCUUACCCGUUCAGGUUGAACCGGGUGGAUUUUGACGUGCCGAUGUGUGAGGGAAGAAGGCAAGAGCGGCUUUACCUGAUUGGAGAUUUUUCUUCCUCCGCAGAGUUCUUCGUCACCAUUGCUGUCUUUUCCUUUCUCUACUCCCUGCUUGCCACAGUGGUCUACAUCUUUUUCCAGAACAAGUACCGCGAAAACAACCGCGGACCUCUCAUUGACUUCAUAGUGACGGUGGUGUUCUCAUUUGUGUGGUUAGUGAGUUCAUCUGCAUGGGCAAAAGGGCUUUCAGAUGUGAAGACUGCAACUGAUCCAGAUGAGGUGGUUCUGCUCAUGUCUGCAUGUAAGGUGCAGACAAACAAGUGCAGCUCAGUGUACGGACCCAGAUGGUCUGGCCUGAACACAUCUGUGGUAUUCGGCUAUUUGAACUUCGUACUGUGGGCUGGAAACAUCUGGUUUGUGUUUAAAGAGACUGGAUGGCACAAGGGAGGCACAGCAAGGUACCCUGCCUCGUCCUCAGAAAAACAAGCCACGGCCUUCAACCAGCAGGUCUACAACCAGGGAAGCUUUGAUCAAUCAGGAGCUGCUUUUACUGGAACGGGGGAUUUCGCCCAAUCAGAGUACAGCCAGGUGGGAAAUUAUGCUUCAAGUGGGCCCGUCUCCUACACCAAUCAGUAACCCCAUCUGCCUCUUUGUAAUCCCCUACUACAGGGGGGGACCCAUUUCUAAGGGCAAAGUUCAAACAUUGAGCACCAGAGAGGAAGGAAGAGAUUAGUUUAACGGAUAUAUUAAAAGUACAUCCUUUAUUUCUGAUUAGAUAAAUAACUAAAGGCUUGUUUGUCCAUAAUACUAAUAUGUUUUAAAAAUGAAUGAAAGGGAUCCUCAGAUGUACUGAAUGGUUUUUCGACUUCACCUCUCUGU